AUGCGGCCUGUUGAGGAGGGGCCGACAGCCGUCCUCCAGCCUCCACCCAACUCUGUAGCUCAGCUCCUCUCAGGGCCUCAGUGGGGUGCUUGGUGCUCUGGGGCCCCGCACCUGCAGCAUCAGGAGAACGCGGUGGAGGGAGAUGCCUGCUACUACCACUGUGUGCUGUGUAACUACUCCACCAAGGCCAAGCUCAACCUGGUCCAGCAUGUGCGCUCCAUGAAGCACCAGCGCAGCGAGAGCCUGAGGAAGCUCCAGCGCCUGCAGAAGGGCCUGCCUGAGGAUGACGAGGAGCUCAGCGCCAUCUUCACCAUCCGCAAGUGUCCGUCUGCUGAUACAGGAGAGCUGAGCGAGGAUGUGGAGGCUGCCAGUGAGACCACCACAGAGCAGGAGGACCAAACCAAAGACAGAGAAGGUGGGGGGGAGAAGGAGCUCACCAAAGGGACAGGAUCCAGCCAGUCAGAGAGGGACCAGACAGACUCCCCGAACCCCUCUAAGAGGCCCUCCUCACGGUCAGGGGCCACAGGGAGCCCCCUCUCCUCCAAGCGUCCCAGGACGGCUGAGAAGAGUGUUGCUGCGGAGCAGAUGUACCAAUGUCCCUACUGCAAGUUCAGCAACACGGACCUGAACCGCCUGAGAAUGCACGUGAUGACGCAGCACUCUGUCCAGCCCAUGUUCCGCUGCCCGCUCUGCCAGGACAUGCUGAACAACAAGAUCCAUCUGCAGUUCCACCUCACACACCUCCACAGCGUGGCGCCCGACUGCGUGGAAAAGCUCAUCGCCACGGUGACGGCAUCAGAGGUUCUGCCAGAAAGCAUGUUCAUACCAGUACCAGGCCCAGACAGAGAGGCACAAAGCAGCACCCCACAGGCCACGGCUAACUCCAGCUCUGAAGAUAUCAAGAAACAAGCCGAACCUUUAGAUGCUGAGCCUGAGAAAGGGGUCUCACUGCCUACAGAAAUAGCUGAAGCUCGCAAGUCACCUCUGGAGGAUCAGCAGUCUGGGAGGGAAGACACAGGAUUCCUGUGUUGGAAGAAAGGCUGUAACCAGGUCUUCAAGUCCUCUAACUCCCUCCAGGUGCACUUCAACGAGGUUCACAACAAAAGGCCUCAGCUGCCUGUCUCAGACCGGCAUGUCUACAAGUAUCGCUGCAACCAGUGCAGCCUGGCCUUCAAGACGGUGGAGAAACUGCAGCUGCACUCGCAGUACCACGUCAUCAGAGCAGCCACCAUGUGCUGCCUCUGUCAACGCAGCUUCAGGACCCUGCAGGCCUUGAAGAAACAUUUGGAGACCAGCCACCUAGAGUUGAGCGAGGCUGACAUCCAACAGCUCUAUGGAGGCUUACUGAUGAACGGAGACCUUAUGGUGAUGGGAGAUCCAUCACUUGGAGAGGACCACGGUGGACUGGGAGAAGAUGACAAAGAGGGAGAGGACAGUGACCAAGAGGAGAAGCAAAGCCCAACAGGUAGCGACUCUGGCUCAUUGCUAGAAGAUUUUGGAUCAGAGCCCAAGCGUGCCCUGCCAUUCAGGAAAGGUCCUAACUUUACCAUGGAAAAGUUCCUGGACCCAUCUCGUCCUUUCAAGUGCACAGUGUGCAAAGAGUCAUUUACACAGAAGAACAUUCUUCUGGUUCACUACAACUCUGUCUCACACCUGCACAAGGUCAAGCGGGCCCUACAGGAGUCCACCACUGGUCAACCAGAGCCCACCAGCAGCCCUGACAACAAACCAUUCAAGUGCAGCACUUGCAACGUGGCUUACAGCCAGAGCUCUACUCUAGAGAUCCACAUGCGCUCUGUCCUCCACCAGACCAAGGCCCGAGCAGCCAAGCUUGAAGCAGCAGGAGGAAACACCAGCUCCAGCAGUGGUUCUGGAUUAAGUGGCGGUGGAUCCUCCAUCAGCACUUCAACUCCAAGCCCAAGCCCAGCUACUAACUCAACAACCAGCUCCAGCAACCACAGCUCUUCUGGGGCUCAGACUACACAGAGUAUUCUUGGAGGCAACCACAUGAGCCAGUCUCACAGCAUUGAAAGCCUUGGGAACUCCUCAAUGACUUGUCAUCCGUCUGAAAACCAUGAAUCAAAAAAGAAGAAAUUUGCAGACAUGCUCUCUGCAAGGGGACAGCAGCACCAGCAGCAGCAGCAGCUUCAGCAGCAACAGCAACAGCAGUUGGCUCAGGCCCAAGCCCAAGCCCAGGCCCAGCUUCAACAAGAGCUCCAGCAGCAAGCUGCCCUCAUCCAGUCCCAGCUUUUCAACCCAGCACUUCUGCAGCACUUCCCCAUGACAACUGAUGCUCUUCACUCACUGCAGCAACAGCAGCUGCUCUUCCCUUUCUACAUCCCUGGAGCAGAAUUCCAACUGAAUCCAGAGAUGAACCUCAACAGUUCUGCACUUGGCCUGUCAAGCUCCACUGCCAACUCUCUGUUGGAGGACCUGAAGAACUCUGCCCAGCAGGCUCAGGCUCAGAGCUGCCUGCAACAACAGCUGAUGCACCACCACCUUCAGCAGCAGCACCAACAGCAGCAGGCCCAAGCCCAUUCUCAGGCCCAGGGCCAGAUGGCUUUGCUUCAGCAGAGUGCCAAUCUCCUUCACCAGGCUGAGAAAAAGCAGAAGGCCGCUGCCGCCCACAAUGAGAAGCAAGAGAGAGAAAGGGAAAUACAAAGAGAAAAAGACUUAAGAGAGAAAAUUGAGGAACAUGUCACAAAAGACAGCUCUGACAACAAGUCAAACGAAAAAAAGGAUAUGCAACAGACUGCAAUGAACUCCAACCACGAUCCUGGCUUUCCUCCACCAAGGAUUGCUUCAGAUGCUCGUGGAAAUGCCACUAAAGCCCUUCUGGAGAACUUUGGGUUUGAGCUAGUGAUUCAAUACAAUGAAAACAAGCAGAAAGCUCAGAAGAAGCCAGCGGGGCCUGGACCAGCUGGAACAAGCACGCCUGGUGGGAUCACAAGAGUGGUGGACCCCAUCGAGGGAUUGGAGAAGCUGGAAUGUGAGGCCUGUGGAAAACUAUUUUCCAACAUACUAAUUCUGAAGAGUCAUCAGGAGCACAUCCAUCAGGCCUUCUUCCCAUUCCGCUCCCUGGAGAGAUUUGCCAAGGAAUAUAGAGAGCAGUAUGACAAACUGUAUCCACUCAGACCCCAGACACCAGAGGCUGCUCCUCCUGCUCCUGCACCUCCUCCUCCUCCUCCUCCUCCUCCUCCUCCACCUCCACCCCCUCCACAGAGAGCCCCAACACCAAAUAUUCCUGUCUCUGCUCCCUCCAUCACACCCCCAACUGUGUCGACCCCACAGCCUCCUGUUCAAAUGGCUCAAAUUUCCAUGCCAAUGGAUAUGCCCCUCUUCUCACCACUCAUGAUGCAGUCAAUGUCUCUACAGUCCAUGCCCUCCCAAAUGCAAUCCCAGAUGUCAUCUGUGGAGUCACAGUCACUGGCUAAUGAUCUGGCCCAGCUUUACCAACAGCAACUUACACCAGCCAUGCUACAGCAGCAGCAGAAUAAGAGGCCCAGGACACGUAUCACUGAUGACCAGCUUAGGGUCCUUCGGCAGUACUUUGACAUCAACAACUCCCCCAAUGAGGAGCAUAUUAAGGAGAUGGCAGAUAAGUCAGGGCUGCCCCAGAAAGUCAUCAAACACUGGUUCCGCAACACCCUCUUUAAAGAGCGCCAGCGCAACAAAGACUCACCCUACAACUUCAACAACCCACCCAUUACCACUAUGGAGGAUAUCAAAAUUGACUCUAAACCCCCUUCCCCUGAGCCUCAAAGACAGGAAUGUUAUGGGAGUAAAAGAUCCUCAAGAACAAGGUUUACAGACUACCAAUUGCGGGUGCUUCAGGACUUCUUUGAUGCUAACGCCUACCCCAAAGAUGAUGAAUUUGAACAGCUCUCCAACCUUCUGAGCCUCCCCACUCGUGUCAUUGUGGUUUGGUUCCAAAAUGCUCGUCAGAAGGCACGCAAGAAUUAUGAAAACCAGGGGGAUGGAAGUAAAGAUGGUGAACGAAGAGAACUGUCCAAUGACCGUUACAUUCGCACCACCAACCUGAACUACCAGUGCAAGAAAUGCAGUCUGGUUUUCCAGCGUAUAUUUGACCUCAUAAAGCACCAAAAGAAGCUGUGUUACAAAGAUGAAGACGAUGACGGGCAAUACGACAGCCAAAACGAGGACUCUAUGGAUCUUUCUCAUGAAUACUACACCCCCUCUGGGUCCUCCUGUCACACCCCUAUGCCUUCUUCCUCAAGCCUCUGCCCUCUCCCUCCCUCCACCUCAGCUUUUUCCCACCUCUCAUCCUCUGAAAAGGAGGAAGCCUCACCAGCUAACACAUCAAACUCUUAUGAUGAGAAGCCCAAACAUUUGGCUGAAAUGUCCUCAGAUCCACGUGAGCACCAGACCACCAUCAAACAGGAGACUGUGCAUCAGCCCCAAUCUGAGACUCAACAUCAGAGAAGAGAAGCACGAGAUGAGAAGCCACAAACAGCCCCAAAGACAAACAAGCAUUCUUCUCCUUCCCUCUCUCAGCAGCAACGUGAGUGUGGUCCCUCAGCCUCUCAGACAAGCCAGGCUGAGAGAGCUUCUCAGAGCUCCCACAUGGGCCUCAACCCUCACAUGAGCUCUGCAUCACAGCAACAGCUGGCACAGCAAAUGAUCCAAUACCAGUGUGAGCAGUGCAAGCUUGGCUUCCCAUCCUUUGAGCACUGGCAGGAGCACCAGCAACUCCACUUCCUCUCUGUGCAAAACCAAUUCAUCCACCCUCAGUUCUUGGACCGCCCAAUGGACAUGCCCUUCAUGUUGUUUGAUCCUAGCAAUCCCCUGUUGGCCAGUCAACUGCUCUCUGGGGCUAUGCCACAGAUCCCAAGCAGCUCUGCCACCUCUCCAUCAACACCCACCUCCACCAUGAACUCCCUGAAGAGGAAGUUGGAGGAGAAAGCAGGAACUAGCCCAGGAGAGAAUGACAGCACCAACAGUGGGGAGGAGCCACAAAGAGACAAGCGCCUAAGGACUACCAUCACACCUGAGCAGCUGGAGAUCCUCUACCAGAAAUACCUGUUGGACUCAAACCCCACUCGUAAAAUGCUUGACCACAUCGCUCAUGAGGUGGGACUGAAGAAGAGGGUAGUGCAAGUUUGGUUCCAAAAUACCAGAGCCAGGGAAAGGAAGGGGCAGUUUCGGGCUGUAGGGCCUGCUCAAGCUCACCGGCGAUGCCCUUUUUGUCGUGCUCUCUUCAAGGCGAAAACUGCACUAGAGGCACAUAUCCGUUCCCGCCAUUGGCAUGAAGCCAAACGUGCCGGUUACAACUUAGCUCUCUCUGGCAUGUUCACUGAGGAAGGGAUGCAAAUGAAGAUGGAUCCUCUGGAUAUCUCCAGCUAUUCCCAGCUUGCCCCUUCUAACAAUGAUGGACAAUGCUCCUCUCUGUCACCAGUGAGCAAAAACAUGGACUUGUCUCCAAGGGCCCUUUUGAGCCCUUCAUCCAUUAAAGUUGAAGGAGGAAUGGAGGACUUUGAGAGUCCAUCUAUGUCCUCUGUCAACCUUAGCUUUGACCAGAACAAACUUGAUAAUGACGACUGUUCUUCAGUGAAUACGGCCAUCACAGAUACCACCACUGGUGAUGAGGCCAAUGCUGACAAUGACAGUGCUGAUCAAAAGCAUGGUCAAAAUAGUGGUGAUUAUCUAUCUAAGUCUGUGGGUACAGCCCCCUCCCUUGAAAAUGACGACCAGAUGUCCUCAGGGCUGGUGAGCCCUGCGACAAGCUAUUAUGCUAGAGACUAUGAAAAUGAGAAUAUAAUUGACUACAGUGAGACCUCCAGUCUGGCUGAUCCCUGCUCACCAAGCCCCGGAGCUUCCGGCAGCAGGAGCAUCGACAGUGGAGACCGUCCUGGCCAAAAGCGCUUCCGAACUCAGAUGACUAACCUCCAGCUGAAGCUGCUCAAGUCCUGCUUCAAUGACUACAGGACACCUACCAUGCUGGAGUGUGAGGUACUUGGCAAUGAUAUCGGACUUCCAAAGAGGGUGGUUCAGGUGUGGUUCCAGAAUGCUCGCGCCAAGGAGAAAAAGGCCAAGCUCAGCAUGGCUAAGCACUUCGGGAUCAACCACACAUCCUACGAGGGGCCGAAGACGGAAUGCUCUUUGUGCGGUGUCAAGUACAGUUCCCGUCUCUCCGUGCGAGAUCACAUCUUCUCUGCGCAACACAUCACCAAGGUAAAGGACACCAUUGGGAGCCAACUGGACAAGGAGAAGGAGUACUUUGACCCAGCCACUGUCCGCCAGCUGAUGGCCCAGCAGGAGAUGGAUCGCAUCAAGAAAGCCAAUGAGGUCCUGGGACUGGCACAGCAGCAAGCCAUGCAGCAGCAGGGGAUCUUUGAUAGCCCCGCCCUGCAGGCCCUGAACCUUCAGUCUGCCUAUUCAAAUCUGCAAGGGAUGCCCCCUGGACUUCUGCCAGGUGUCGGAAGCACCUCCCUACCUGGCUUUAACUCAUCAAACUCAGCUUUAACUCCUCCCAAACCUCCAAACCUCCUGAACAUGCCUGGUGCCAGUGUUCCUUCACCCAGCCUCCCUACAUCUGGAUUACCCAACAAGCCUCCCUCCUCCUCCUCCUUGGCAUCACCCAGCCCAGCACAGGCCAACACAUCUGUCGCCCACUCCAGCCCUACUUCCACCUCCACCACCACAACAACCCAGUCAGGCUCCCGGCCUGAACAUCCCAAAGAGCGUAAUGUUGAGAGGUCAAGAGAGAAGGAGAAGCCCCACCACAAGGAGAAGACAGAGAAGCCCUCAACGCCAUCCUCCACAGGAGGCACCCCAGCCCCAUCCACCUCUGCUGCCAGCGCCAAGAAAGAAAAACAAGACGCAGCUGUGCCCGCCACCUCCAUGCCCACACCGGGUAUGGAGUAUGUGGUGGACCCUGCCCAGCUCCAGGCCCUGCAGGCUGCCUUGGCAUCGGACCCUACAGCUCUACUGACUAGUCAGUUCCUGCCCUACUUCAUGCCUGGAUUUUCCCCUUAUUACGCCCCGCAGAUACCUGGAGCUCUCCAAGGCGGCUAUCUGCAGCCAAUGUACGGCAUGGAAAGCAUGUUCCCCUACAACCCAACAUUGUCCCAAACGCUGAUGGGCCUGUCCCCAGGGUCCCUGCUUCAGCACUACCAGCAAUAUCAGCAGAGCCUGCAGGAGGCACUACAGCAGCAGCAGCAGCAGCUUCAGCAGAUCCAGCAACCCAAAGCGAGCCAAACUCCAGUUCCCCUUCAACCUUUGGGGGACCGCAAAGAAUCUGCCAAAGAUCCAGCGAAAACAGAGGAGCAGAAAGGCAACCCCCACAGAGAGACCUCUUCCUCCUCCUCCUCCUCUCACAAUAACCUACCCUCCAAGCAGAACGAGAUGGAUGGCAAAGUCGCAGACCCCCUUCUAGACCAGUACAUCGUCCCCAAGGUGCAGUACAGGCUGGCGUGUCGCAAAUGUCAAGCAGUCUUCAGCAAGGAAGAAGCGGCCGUCAAUCACCUGAAGUCUAUCUGCUUUUUCGGUCAGUCUGUGGCAAACCUGCAAGAGGUGUUGCUGCGUGUCCCCAGUGGCACAGGUGCAGGGGUGGGCAGCCUCUACGACUGCCUGGCCUGCGACACCACGUUGGAUGGGGACAAAGCGCUUCGUCAACACCUGGAUUCGGCUUUGCACAAACACAGAACAAUCAAGCGAUCAGCCAGAAAUGCCAAAGAGCACGCUACUAGUUUAUUACCUCACUCUUCAGCCUGCUUCCCCGAUCCUAACACCGCAUCUACCUCGCAGUCUGCCACUCAUCUCAUCAGCACCCCCCCUCCCCCGCCAACGACAUCAGCCACCAUGCCAUCCUCCUCUGUCUCUUCAUCCUUGUGCUCCUCCUCUGCCACCCCACUCAACACCACAGCUGCCGGCAAACCCUGGCCCCAGGCCCCUUUCUCCAGAGCUUUAGCUGGGAAGCCCAAUGCCACUCCUUCUUCUUCUUCUUCUUCUUUUCCUCCAGUAUCCUCACAUUCAACGGUUACCUCAAGUUCAUUGAGCACCUCAGGAGUUCAGACCUCGAUACCAACAGACGUCUUUACCGACGAGUCUGACUCUGACAGCAGUCAGAAGUCAGCAGACAGGCUGGGCAGGACGGCGGAGGUGCCGCAACAGCCCGGCUGUCUCAAAGACAGUAGUAGUUGUAGUAGUAAUCUUGCUAGUGUAGGAACGGACUCCAUCAGAUUGUAAAAGAGCUUUCGGUGAUGGACAAUAUUUUAAAAACGCAAAAGACAAAAAAAAACACAAAUGGGAAAAAACAAACAAAAAAGCAGCGAUGUUAAAAUACGUUUAAAAGUAUACAAAACAAUUUCAGAAAAAGAUGUGUAAAGACUAACUGCAAUUCCAAAGCUUGUAACCAAAAAUUUAAAUGUUACUGGAUUGUUUUCCCAUAUCAACAUGCUGGUUUUCAUUUCUUUCAACUGAAAUAUAUACAUAUAUAUGUAUACGAAUAGAAAAGAUCACUGCAGUUAAGUUUUGGGUAAUGAUAGAGGAAUGCUGUAUAGCAAUGGACUGCCUCAAAGUUGUUAAAUGCCCCAAGAACCCUUUUGACAAAGUCAACAAGCUGUCCCUUGUUUGUGUAAUUAUUUCCACUUAAUAGCACAGUCACAAAAAGCCAGUAUGUACUGUAUGGGAGAAUAGUCUAACAGUUUUCUGCUGUCAAAGCGUUCAAAUACCAAUGGCUUGCAAAAGUAAAAAGAAUAAUGUAAUGUCUAUUUUAUUCUCAGGUCAACAGCUCACAGACGUUUUUCUGUUACAGAAAUUCAUUGUUUUACACCUUUUGUUCCGAACAGGAAAAACAUUUGUUUUUUUCUCCAGAAAUUGAUUUUAACGACAGAAAGUUUUAAAAUGAGUGAAAAUAUCAUAAAGGCAUAGCUUUCUGGGCAUUUAAAAGGGUAGCUGAUCUGCUGAUUUUAAAAAUUUGAAAUACUCUUAAAGGGGGAAAUUUAGCAAUCCCAUUUUACCCAGACACGGAGAGCAUUGCAGACAUGUUGAUGGGGGAUAAAAAAGAUUUUUUUGAUAAAAAAAACUUUCUGUAUUUAUGAUAGAUAUGAACAUUUUUGGUGUUAAGUAGAUUGUUGCAUUGGAAAUGAAUUUAAACAGUAUGGUAGAUUGAAAAAAAACUUUGUGUACAUUUAGCUUUUGUAUCGUCCAACUUUAAGGCGCUUCAUUUGAUGUUGUCUUGGUCAUUCCGAUAGACUAGAUUAUGGAGCAGUAACUUAUCUAAACUUUAUUUCUGUCUUAUUCUCGGCUUCUUGGCUAACGUUCACCCAACUGCCACUCUCCCACUAGGCAGGAUCCUCUCUUUCAAAAUGUUUUUUCUCUGUUUUGGUUGGUAUGGUUCUAACCAAAAAAGAAAAAAAGACCUGGGGUGAAAUGUUAAACAAUAUUUACUUUUAUUUCUGUUACCUUUGUGCACUUAACACUGUCUGACUCAUAAUUCUCACUUUACUUGUUCCUCUCUCUCCUCACUUUGUUUUUCUCCUCCCCUGCAUUUGUAGAUAUGGAGAUAGUUACUCCUCCUCGUGCACUACGAAGCAGUCCUUUUGUUCUUCAUGUAGUGUGGCUACAGUCUUUUUUCGGCUUUAUUUUCAUUUAGACUUUACGUUGUUGUUGUCAUAGAUGAAAAUUAAAAAAUAAUAAUAAUAAUAAUAAUUCUCACGCUUUAAAACAAAAAGAAAAUCCAAAGACUAAACACUUUCACCAUUGGUGCAUAAAGAUGAGAAAAGAGGCUUCUUUAUACUUGAGAAUUUGUUGCUGUUUUUAGAGGAAAGAAAACAAAGUUUUAAAAUAAAGGAGUACGCAUCAGAGUUGCCGUUUUUGCUUCUUUGCAAGCAGACAGGUGGCUUUUUUACGUAAAAUACCAAGAAUACCAAAAACCAAAAAAGGGCCCUUGUCCUUGCAUUGUGGAGUAGCACCGUUACAGAGCCAUUGCAGUUUGUAAGAUAGAGGUUAUAAAUCUUUGUUUUAACUUUUCUGUCACUCACAAAAAUUUCUUUUUUUUAAAGAAAAUGUAUGUCUGGUCUUCAAGGACAUACAUUUUGCUGCUAAUGUAGAAUUUUGAAAAAAGAAUACCUAGCUAGAUGCAUGCUCAUUUUGCUUUUUGGCUAAGCUUUAACUAAAACAACAAUAAACCAUUUUCUUGCCUCUG
Messenger RNA from Salvelinus namaycush (lake trout), 10168 nucleotides. RefSeq names its product zinc finger homeobox protein 3-like. Gene Ontology annotation, biological process: regulation of neuron differentiation; brain development; regulation of transcription by RNA polymerase II. The record is from RefSeq and is a predicted model, not a curated record. Bases 1 to 8208 code for a protein of 2735 amino acids. NCBI's taxonomy places the organism in Eukaryota, Metazoa, Chordata, Actinopteri, Salmoniformes, Salmonidae. Gene Ontology annotation, cellular component: nucleus. Gene Ontology annotation, molecular function: zinc ion binding; DNA-binding transcription factor activity, RNA polymerase II-specific; RNA polymerase II cis-regulatory region sequence-specific DNA binding. The transcript has 8 exons.